AUGUCCACAAUCACGAACCAGUCGACACAGUACAACAGCAUAGUCUCCGCCUACAGCAGUCUCUACCCCACUUCGGGACCUUCAGCCUUUCCACCGGCACUCCUAGAAGAGGCACAGGUCCAGACCGCCUUGAACAGACCAGACAUCGACGUUCGGGGCAAGCGAGUCCUUGACCUCGCCUGCGGUAAUGGCUACUACUCGCUGCGAUACCUGCUCUGGGGCGCCGCGAGCGUCACAGGUGUCGACAUCUCGUCUUCCAUGGUUGACGCCGCCUGCGCCGAGGCGCUCAAACAGGGCAUACCAGACUCGAAACUGAAAUUUGUAGUCGCGGAUGUCACAGACGAGAAGGUGUACAUCGAUGGUGGACCGUUCGAUAUUGUUGCCAGUGCGUGGCUGCUCAACUACGCUCCUGACACUCCUACCAUGACCAGGAUGUGGGACUUUGUCGCCCUUCAUCUCAAACCCGGCGCUGCUUUCGUUGGCUUAACUAUUGCACCAUUGCACAACGCGAGGAGAGGUAAGCUGGCGCUCGAGCAGGAAGCCGCCAUGUUGAACAUCACCCUGGCCCCAGACGGCGCAUUUGGGAAGCUCGGCAAUCGUGGGCGGGUAUUGGGUUUCGUCGAGGAAGGACUGAAGGUCGAGAUUGAGCUCGGCUUCAAGGAUCUCGGUCAGGAUGUCGCCAUGUUUGAGAAUUACUAUCUCGGCAUCGAGUCGUUUCGAGAUUCAAUCAAAGCCUCUAGGAUUGGUGGAUCUGAGGCAUUCGAGGGUAUUGAAUGGCAAGACUUUGUGAUCCCGAAGGAGCUGAAAGAUGCCCAUCCUGUUGGUCGCUGGAAUGAUAUGGCUAUCUGGCCUCUGUGCAGGGUGUGCGUUGCAAAGAGAGUGAAAUAG
Messenger RNA from Didymosphaeria variabile, 888 nucleotides. RefSeq lists its product as uncharacterized. The record is from RefSeq and is a predicted model, not a curated record. NCBI's taxonomy places the organism in Eukaryota, Fungi, Ascomycota, Dothideomycetes, Pleosporales, Didymosphaeriaceae. The coding region runs from base 1 to 888 and encodes 295 amino acids. The transcript has a single exon.